Messenger RNA from Papilio xuthus (Asian swallowtail), 437 nucleotides. It is a transcript of the gene Svip, whose product is annotated as small VCP interacting protein. Gene Ontology annotation, biological process: negative regulation of ERAD pathway; negative regulation of retrograde protein transport, ER to cytosol; negative regulation of VCP-NPL4-UFD1 AAA ATPase complex assembly. The record is from RefSeq and is a predicted model, not a curated record. Gene Ontology annotation, cellular component: endoplasmic reticulum membrane. The transcript has 3 exons. NCBI's taxonomy places the organism in Eukaryota, Metazoa, Arthropoda, Insecta, Lepidoptera, Papilionidae. Bases 147 to 386 code for a protein of 79 amino acids.
ACAGAUUAUAGAUUUUUGCGACAACGACAAGUGGCGAAUUGUAAAUGUUGAUUUGAUCUUUGUUGUUUUUGUAGUUUAACAUGAUUUAACAUCGAUUGUAAUGAAAUAGUUAUGAAUUUAUAGAGAAGUGUAUUAAUAUUUUGAAAAUGGGGAUAUUCAUGUCCUGUUGUAAGCCCUCGGCGUCGGAUGUCAUAACUCCAGAUGCCGAGACAAGACGUCGUCAGCAAGUGGAGGCAGCAGAGAAGCGGAGAGCGGAGGAGGCUGCACGUGGGGUGAAGGACCCUGAAAGAGUGAAGCGCAUGCAGCAGAGAGCAGAGGAGAUGGAGCGCAGGGAGCAAGAGCUGCAAAAGGAGGGGGGAGCUACUUUGAAGUGGACGGCCGACUGAGAUGAGGCCCCACAGGAGGGGGGAAGCGGUCAGCAAAGGAAAAAUGAUAAA